GUACUCAAUGUAGGGUUCAACUGAAAUUGAUUUUCGGUCUCAGCGGCUGAGCUGUUCUUGUCUUCUCUUUUCCCCGGUCUGGUAUUGAAGACAUUAAAACCCUCCAAACCCCUAAUAUUAUCCCCCUUUCUCUUCUGCCCUUCGUUUUUCUCUUACUCUUUACCAUUACACUGGUCACUGUAAGACGCAACAAUGAGCAGCUGGAGAAGCCUUCUUCUGCGAAUCGGCGACAAGAGUCCCGAAUACGGUGCCGCCGGCGACUUCAAGGACCACAUUGAAACAUGUUUUGGCGCCAUUCGCAGAGAGCUCGACCACUCCCAAACCGAGAUUUUGGAGUUCCUUUUGGCAUGUGCUGAGCAAUUGCCUCACAAGAUUCCGUUGUAUGGAACCCUGAUUGGCUUGAUUAACUUAGAAAAUGAGGACUUCGUUAAAAAACUAGUGGACAAAACUCGGACUAAAUUUCAGGAUGCGUUAAAUUCUGGAGACUGCAAUGGGGUUCGUAUCCUAAUGCGGCUUAUGACUGUCAUGAUGUGCAGUAAGGUUCUUCAACUAAGCUCUUUGGUUGGCAUCUUUGAUACGUUUUUAUCAUCAGCUGCUACAAUAGUUGAUGAGGAAAAAGGAAAUCCCUUGUGGCAGCCUUGUGCAGACUUUUAUAUAACUUGUAUUUUAUCAUGCCUCCCAUGGGGUGGAGCAGAACUUGUUGAGCAAGUUCCUGAAGAGAUUGAGAGACUGAUGGUUAGUGUUGAAGCUUAUUUGAGCAUCAGAAGGCGUGACUCUGACACUGGUUUAUUCUUUUUUGAAAAAGAUGAUGCAAACGAGAGAGGUUCCGGUGAUAAGGAUUUUGUAGAAGACUUAUAUGACAGAAUACAAGCUUUAUCUAGUAAUGGAUGGAAAGUUGAAAGUGUUCCAAGACCACAUCUAUCAUUUGAAGCUCAGCUUGUUGCUGGGAAGUCCCAUGAAUUUGGGACAGUGAGCUGCCUUAACAUACCAAGCCCACCUUCAGUACCUUCUGGCAUAUCUAAUGGUAAACAAAAGCAUGAAGCAGAGUUAAAAUAUCCCCAAAGGAUACACCGGCUUAACAUAUUUCCCCCCAGUAAAACUGAGGAUCUGCAGCCUAUUGAUCGAUUUGUUAUGGAAGAAUAUCUCCUGGAUGUGCUUCUGUUCUUCAAUGGCUGUCGAAAGGAAUGUGCUUCCUUUAUGGUUGGCUUGCCAGUGCCCUUCAGAUAUGAGUACCUCAUGGCUGAGACAAUAUUCUCUCAGUUGCUGAUGCUACCUCAACCACCUUUCAAGCCAAUAUACUACACACUGGUUAUUAUUGACCUUUGUAAGGCUCUUCCUGGAGCAUUUCCUGCAGUUGUUGCUGGAGCAGUUCGUGCUCUCUUUGAGAAGAUUGCUGAUUUGGAUAUGGAGUGUCGAACACGUCUCAUCCUUUGGUUUUCACAUCAUUUGUCGAACUUUCAGUUCAUCUGGCCAUGGGAAGAGUGGGCUUAUGUCUUAGACCUCCCAAAGUGGGCCCCGCAACGUGUGUUUGUUCAGGAGGUUUUGGAGCGAGAAGUUCGCUUAUCUUACUGGGACAAAGUUAAGCAGAGCGUUGAAAAUGCAGCUGGUUUAGAAGAAUUACUUCCUCCAAAAGGUGGACCAAACUUAACUUUGGGGGCAGACGGUACAGAGAACAAUGAAAAUGUGCUCUCUGGAGAGCUUAACAACAUGGUUAAAGGAAAGGCACCUGUUCGUGAAAUAAUCUCGUGGAUUGAUGAAAGCGUACUUCCAAAUAAUGGUCUAGAAGUUACACUAAGAGUGGUUGUACAAACUCUUCUCAAUAUUGGAUCUAAAAGUUUCACACAUUUGAUAACCGUCUUAGAGAGAUAUGGUCAAGUUUUUGCAAAACUAUGUCCUGACCAGGAUAAGCAAGUCAUGCUGAUUGCUGAAGUGGGUUCAUUUUGGAAGAGUAACACCCAAAUGACAGCAAUAGCAAUUGACAGGAUGAUGGGUUAUCGACUUGUAUCAAAUUUGGCCAUCGUGAGAUGGGUUUUCUCCUUAGAAAAUAUUGAGCAAUUUCAUACAUCAGAUCGUCCAUGGGAGGUUCUUCGAAAUGCAGUAAGCAAGACAUAUAAUCGUAUUUCUGAUUUAAGGAAAGAGAUAUUAUCUCUUAAAAGGAAUAUUUUAUCAGCUGAAGAAGCUGCAAAGCAAGCAAAAGAAGAGUUAGAUGCUGCAGAGUCGAAACUGACACUUGUAGAUGGUGAACCAGUUCUUGGUGAAAAUCCUGCUAGGUUGAAUAGAUUGAAGUCGCAAGCUGCAAAAGCAAAGGAGGAGGUAGUUUCUCUUCAAGAAUCUUUUGAAGCUAAGGAAGCUCUUCUUGUCCGAGCAAUUGAAGAAAAUGAGGCAUUAUUUCUAAUGUUGUACAAAAGCUUCUCAAAUGUGUUGGUGGAGCGCCUUCCUGAAGGAUCUAAAGCUAGAUCACUGCACGAAUUGAAGGCUGCAGAAGUUGAUGUGAUGGCAGUGGAUCCUCAAGAACCAUCAACAAUGGAACUAGAUAAUGAGAAUCAACAACCCCAAAACAGUCAGUCAAAUGGCGGGAAGAAAAGUGGUGCUUACAAUGUAGGCGAAAAGGAGCAAUGGUGUAUCACCACUUUGGGUUAUGUGAAGGCCUUUUCCAGGCAGUAUGCGGCUGAGAUAUGGCCUCAUAUUGAGAAGCUGGAUGCUGAGGUAUUGACAGAAGAAGCACCUCCUCUUUUUCGAUCGGCUGUUUAUUCUGGUCUUAGAAGACCAAUUAACGAGGCUUGAUUUAUUUAUUCAUGCAUUGACCUUAGGUAUACACGUUUCUAGCCUACUAACCAUUCUCCCUCUCUUAUCAAAAGAGGAAAGCCGUAUUCCGUUGUAAUGUAAAUUAUAUAUAUUUGUAUAUUGAUCAUUUUGAUCACAGAUAUUUAUUGGACCCAACUGUGCGUAAAACCUGCAGUGUGUUUGCUUGGAAAAAUGUUGGUGGGGACACUGAUUGUUGUUUGAACUAUGAAUUGAUUGUCGGUUAUCGGCGUGCUUAAGGAUA
Arachis duranensis is the source of this 3046-nucleotide messenger RNA. RefSeq names its product nuclear cap-binding protein subunit 1. Gene Ontology annotation, cellular component: nuclear cap binding complex; nucleus. Lineage: Eukaryota; Viridiplantae; Streptophyta; Magnoliopsida; Fabales; Fabaceae. The transcript is spliced from 19 exons. Bases 193 to 2784 code for a protein of 863 amino acids. The record is from RefSeq and is a predicted model, not a curated record. Gene Ontology annotation, biological process: nuclear-transcribed mRNA catabolic process, nonsense-mediated decay; mRNA export from nucleus. Gene Ontology annotation, molecular function: RNA cap binding; protein binding; mRNA binding.